Messenger RNA from Rana temporaria (common frog), 4722 nucleotides. It is a transcript of the gene ATXN2, whose product is annotated as ataxin 2. The record is from RefSeq and is a predicted model, not a curated record. Gene Ontology annotation, biological process: cytoplasmic stress granule assembly. Gene Ontology annotation, molecular function: RNA binding. The coding region runs from base 506 to 3820 and encodes 1104 amino acids. Gene Ontology annotation, cellular component: cytoplasmic stress granule. The transcript has 25 exons. NCBI's taxonomy places the organism in Eukaryota, Metazoa, Chordata, Amphibia, Anura, Ranidae.
CUCAGGUAUCCUUCCGACUUCCCGUAAAUAGUCCCUGGCCCGACACCUCCCCUUUCACCUACAGUUGCUCCUUCGGCCUAGCGGCCCCCCAGUUUCGGUCAGCGGUGUCACGGACUAAUUUUAUGCCCCGUUUUGGGCGGCUCUCGCGGGCGCUCAGGUCUCGGACUCGGUGUCGGCGGAUAUAGUAACGGGGCCCGGCCCCGUAUUCCUCCGCGGGCCCGUUCUCCUCCUCAGACUGUUUUGGUCUUUCUCGCCUGUGGCAACCGUGGAGGCUUCUUCCCUGGCUCCGCUCUCCCCUCAAAGAAGCCGGUGAGGCCACCAGCUGCAGCCCCUGGCCUGACGCCUUCGCUAGGCCCCGAGUGUAUUGUGUUCCCACAGACUGCCAUCCUAACCCGGAGGAGGAGGAAGAAGAAGAGGGCACGUCACCGCCGCCGCUCUCCGCUCUGUCUGUCAGGCUUGUCAGCUGCUGCGGACCCCGCUGGUGGUUUAUGGGACCGCCGUCAUCAUGUCCAUGAAGCAGAGCGGUAAUAACAGGAAGCCCGGCGGAGGGAGCAGUGUGCCGGCACCCGGAGGAGGCAGGCAGAACAUUGGCAGGGGGCGCAGCAGUGGCAAAGUACCUCCACAGUCUAUUUCUUUUGAUGGAAUCUAUGCAAAUAUGAGAAUGGUCCACAUUCUAACUUCAGUAGUUGGAUCAAAAUGUGAGGUACAUGUAAAAAAUGGAAGUGUAUAUGAAGGGGUUUUUAAAACCUAUAGUCCUAAGUGUGACUUGGUGCUCGAUGCAGCUCACAAGAAAAAUAAAGACUCUGUUGGUGGGCCAAAGCGUGAAGAUAUUGUGGAUAGUAUAUUAUUCAAGUCUUCUGAUUUUGUGAUGGUGCAGUUUAAGGAUAUGGAUGUGAAUUAUGCAAGAAGAGAUGGCUUCACUGAUUCUGGUAUAGCUUCUAAAGUUAAUGGUGAACAUAAAGAGAAAGAUCUGGAGCCAUGGGAUGGGGGUGAUGUCCUCCUUAGUAGCAAUGCAUCUACUAAUAAUGAUGAGCUGGAAUCUUUAGAUACAGAUGUAUCUAAUGGUUGGGAUCCCAAUGAAAUGUUUCGCUAUAAUGAAGAAAAUUAUGGUGUAGUAUCCACCUAUGACAGCAGUCUUUCCUCAUAUACAGUUCCUUUAGAAAGGGACAAUUCUGAAGAGUUUUUAAAGAGGGAAGCACGAGCAGCUCAGAUAGCAGAAGAGAUUGAGUCAAGCUCUCAAUAUAAAGCCCGUGUUGCCUUGGAAAAUGACGACAGAUCUGAAGAGGAAAAAUACACCGCUGUUCAACGCAAUAUGUGCGACCGGGAUGGACAUUCUGUGACUCCUAGGGAAAAUAAAUAUGUACCUCCAGGGCAGAGAAGUAAGGAUGGAAUGUCAUGGAGUAGCCAUGGUGUACGGCAAAAUUCACCAAGGAUGGGUAAUUCUGGAUCUGGACCUAUACCAUCAAGAACUGGAUCACAUUCUUCAGAGUACAGUCCCAGCUCUGGAACUGACCAAAGAGUUGUUAAUGGAGGUGUUUCCUGGCCAUCGCCUUGUCCAUCUCCUUCCUCCCGCCCACCUUCUCGCUACCAGUCAGGUCCCAACUCUCUUCCACCUCGGGCAGCCACCCCUACAAGGCCGCCCUCCAGGCCCCCUUCGCGGCCAUCAAGGCCACCGUCUCACCCCUCUGCUCAUGGUUCUCCAGCUCCUGUCUCUACUAUGCCUAAACGCAUGUCUUCAGAAGGACCUCCAAGGAUGUCACCCAAGGCACAGCGCCAUCCUCGACCCCACAGAGUUUCUAAUGGUAGGAGCACAAUGUGUGGGGGCCUUGAGUUUGUUUCUCGUAAUGAGCCUGGAGAAGUGUCUUCUCCACCUGUAGCUCGAAAUAACUCCUCUGGCAGCUCGUGGUCAUCUGUUGUGAGCGGAGUGCAGAGACUGUCUCCAAAGACUCACCGGCCCCGAUCUCCAAGACAAAGUGCCAUCGGUGGUGGUUCUACCGCACCACCUCUAAACUCUCCUCAGGCUGGUUCUACAACGCCUGAAUCUGUAACUGUGCCUGUACCCACUGGAUCACCAACACCUGCAAGCCCAGCUACAAAUAGAGCAGUUACCCCAUCUUGUGAAGCCAAGGACUCAAGGUUACAAGACCAGAGGCAAAAUUCACCAGCUGGAGGUAGAGAGGCCAUCAAGCAAAGUGACUCCUCUAGCUUUAUCAAACCCGAGAACAAAGUAAUGCCUCCAAUGCCUUCGGAACAAAGGAAGCAACUAGAUGAUUUAAAGAAGUUUAAAAAUGACUUCAGGCUACAGUCUAGUUCAAGCCCUGAUGCUAUUGACCACAUACUUGGAAAAAAUCGUGAUGGUGUGGAGAAGCCUAGAGAACUCCUGAAGGAAAAGCCAGAUUCAAGUUCCAAGGAGUCGCCUAGUGAAAGUGGCAGCAAUGCACCUACUAGUAACAGUAGCAGCAAGCCAAGUAGUCCAAGCAUCUCCCCAUCCAUUAGCAGUAGUAGCUCUGAACCCAAGAGAGGCCCUGAGGUUACAUCACAGGGUGUACAAACCUCUGGCCCUGGCAAACCGGAUCGGGAAGACAAGGAUGACAAAAAGGAAAAUGCUGCAGAGCAAGUACGAAAAUCCACUCUAAAUCCCAAUGCCAAGGAGUUCAACCCACGGUCAUAUGCCCAGCCUAAACCUUCUACAACACCCACCUCACCUCGGCCACAAGCUCAGCCAAGUCCUUCAAUGGUGGCCCAUCAGCAGCCAACCCCGGUAUACACGCAGCCGGUAUGCUUUGCCCCAAAUAUGAUGUAUCCAGUUCCUGUAAGCCCCGGUGUGCAGCCAUUAUAUUCAAUUCCAAUGACGACAAUGCCAGUUAACCAGGCCAAGACAUACAGAGCAGGUAAAGUACCAAAUAUGCCCCAGCAGAGGCAAGAUCAGCAUCACCAGAACACGAUGAUACACCCAGUGUCUGCAGCAGGACCUCCUAUUGUUGCUACAUCACCUGCCUACUCUGCACAGUAUGUUACUUAUAGCCCGCAGCAGUUCCCUAGCCAGCCUCUCAUGCAGCAUGUGCAACAUUAUCAAUCACAGCAUCCACAUGUAUAUAGUCCUGUAAUUCAAGGAAAUUCCAGAAUGAUGGCUCCUCCAGCACAUGCACAUGCACAGGCCGGCUUAGUGUCUUCAUCAGGAGCACAGUAUGGAGCUCCAGAGCAAACACAUGCUAUGUAUGUUUCUACUAACUCGCUAGCUCAGCAGUAUGCCCACCCCAGUACUGCUCUACAUCCUCACCCUCCUCAUCCUCAGCCUUCAGCAACUCCUACUGGACAGCAACAAUCUCAGCAUGGGGGUAGUCACCCAUCACCAAGCCCAGUUCAGCACAUUCUCCCAAAAGGAUUUUGGCUUCCUCAGCAUCAUCAGCACCAAGCUGCCCAGGCUUUACAUCUAGCUAACCAGCAGCAACAAUCUGCAAUUUACCAUACUGGACUUGCCCCUACACCACCUUCAAUGACCCCAGGCUCCAAUGCACAGUCCCCACAAAGCAGCUUUCCCACUCAGCAGACUGUAUUCACCAUCCAUCCCUCCCAUGUCCAGCCUGCCUAUACCAAUCAACCUCACAUGGCACAUGUGCAGCAGGCUCAUGUACAGUCAGGAAUGGUCCCGUCCCAUCCAACAGCUCAUCCUAUGAUGCUGAUGACGGCACAACCACCAGGGGGUCCACAAGCUGCUCUGCAACAGAGUGCUUUACAGCCCAUUCCUGUUUCUACAACUGCACACUUUCCCUAUAUGACACAUCCUCCAGUGCAAGCACAUCACCAACAACAGCUGUGAAUCUGGAGAUUCUGUGAAAAGGCUGGAACCCUUUUGUAGGCCAAAAAAAUCUCCCACUUUCUGCUUCCUUCCAGUGGAAGUCCCAACAUCUAGAAUUUACCAGUUUUGACACAAAAAAAAAACCUUGAUUUCUGCUAACCUUCAUUAGGAAUGCUAAUUGAUCAUCUUGCAGUGGGAAAGAUUUGAACUGCGUACAGGCAUGUAGGAAUUUGCAGGCUACACUGCAUCGGUCCUCCAAAAUCCCAAUCGUUGCUUGCUGAUAACUGGAAGUUAUUUAUUUUUAAUGGCCCUUCUAAGUUAUGAACUCAUCAGCUAGCAAAGGAAAUAACACGAGUGAUUCUUGCUGCUAUCAUCACCUUUAAAAACAAAAAAUCAAGACUCUAAAAUCCCUUUUUAUGUCUAAACUUGAAACCAAUUCAGUACAGAUUCUUAUCAUCAAACUGAUGGAUUAUUAUUUAUGAAUCAGGUUUGAUGUGGCUGUUGCCUCAAAGCAACAGUAACUUUUAAGUUAAGGAAGAACUUUUACUUUGUAGAUAAUAUAAAAUAAAAACUAAAAAAAAAAAUCAAAAAAUUAAAAAAGUUUUAAAAACUGAUUGCGGGAGUUGUGCUGUUAAUCCAUUGGAUAUGGUUUUUGUCAUUUCUGGAAUGGCUGUUACCACCCUUAUGAUAUGACUGUUGACAUGUUCUUUCGGCAUGAAACACACGUGGUACCUUUUUGUAGGAAUUUUUCUUUGUUCAAUGUAUUAAAAUUCUGUGGUUUAAUUCCUGAUAACUGAAGCAAAAGAGAUGCCAUUUCAAAUAUCAAAGUUAAUUAAUCUGAACCUGAUCAGAUCCUGUGAGAAACAGCCUACUUUUCUCUGUUUUACAGAAGUCUUUUCCAUUACAAGUAAAAACCCUGCACC